AUGUCAGGAAAUGUAGUAUCGCAGGGUACUUGUUCAAGGCGAAACAUAUCAGGUUAUGAGGGUGUUCCGACACACUGCUGGUGUGGGAAUCGCGUUUCAACAUUUUUAUCCAAGACAACGAAGAAUCCCUUUAGGAGAUUCUAUCGUUGUGUAGUUGCUAGGCAGAGGGAAGGUGAAUCUCAUCUCUUCAAGUGGGUUGAUGAUGCUUUGGUGGAAGAAGUUUACAGGGUUGAAUCAAGACAAACAAUUGUAGAAGGAGAGGUCGAAGUUUUAGUUAAUCAAGAGAUACAUGAUUCUGUCACCGAGCAUAAUGGAUGUCUCGGGAAGAAGUGGAAGUAG
Messenger RNA from Eruca vesicaria subsp. sativa (arugula), 339 nucleotides. The record is from the annotation of a GenBank genome assembly. NCBI's taxonomy places the organism in Eukaryota, Viridiplantae, Streptophyta, Magnoliopsida, Brassicales, Brassicaceae.